AUGGAUAUUGGCCUGCACAUGAGCCAGACAAAAGAAAAGCUAGCUGAGGCCGGAUUUUUCUACACUGGUAUUGGUGACUACGUUCAGUGUUAUCACUGUGGUAAUGGUAUAAAAGAUUGGCUCCCAAAUGAAGAUCCAUGGGAAGAACAUGCACGUUAUUUUAAAGAAUGUUAUUUUGUACGUGUUAUCAAAGGACAAGAAUUUAUUGAUCAUUUUAAAAUACCUCAAACCGAUGAUCAACCAUCAGACGAUGAGGAAGCAGAAAGUAUAUUAUUUUUACCAUGUAGACAUUUUGUUUCUUGUGGAAAUUGUUCAACUGAUUUAAAAAAAUGUGUUAUAUGUAGAGCAGAUAUUGAAAAAGUUUCAAUCACAAGCCGUGAUUCAGUCAAUACCAUGGCGUUUACAGCAUUUUGA
Aphidius gifuensis is the source of this 414-nucleotide messenger RNA. RefSeq names its product baculoviral IAP repeat-containing protein 7-like. Bases 1 to 414 code for a protein of 137 amino acids. Gene Ontology annotation, cellular component: nucleus; cytoplasm. Gene Ontology annotation, molecular function: cysteine-type endopeptidase inhibitor activity involved in apoptotic process; ubiquitin protein ligase activity. Gene Ontology annotation, biological process: regulation of cell cycle; positive regulation of protein ubiquitination; negative regulation of apoptotic process. Lineage: Eukaryota; Metazoa; Arthropoda; Insecta; Hymenoptera; Braconidae. The record is from RefSeq and is a predicted model, not a curated record. The transcript is spliced from 3 exons.